This is a messenger RNA of Brassica oleracea var. oleracea, 658 nucleotides long. Its product is annotated as aspartate-semialdehyde dehydrogenase-like. NCBI's taxonomy places the organism in Eukaryota, Viridiplantae, Streptophyta, Magnoliopsida, Brassicales, Brassicaceae. Bases 91 to 513 code for a protein of 140 amino acids. Gene Ontology annotation, biological process: amino acid biosynthetic process. The transcript is spliced from 5 exons. Gene Ontology annotation, molecular function: oxidoreductase activity, acting on the aldehyde or oxo group of donors, NAD or NADP as acceptor; protein dimerization activity. The record is from RefSeq and is a predicted model, not a curated record.
UCUGAUUCUUCUUUUGGGUUGGUGUUGUCUUCGGUUUUAGCGGGCAGACCGCCGACUUGUAACAUCUUCGGGCAGCAGUAUGCAUUUAACAUGUUCUCCCAUAAUGCUCCGAUUACUGAGAAUGGUUAUAAUGAAGAGGAGGUGAAACUUGUUAAAGAAACAAGGAAGAUCUGGAAUGAUACAGAUGUCAAAGUAACGGCGACGUGUAUACGUGUUCCGGUUAUGCGUGCUCAUGCAGAGAGUGUGAAUCUACAGUUUGAGAAUCCCCUGGCCGAGAACACAGCAAGAGAGUUGUUGAAGAAAGCACCAGGAGUUUAUAUUAUAGACGACCGCACUUCUAACACAUUCCCUACUCCACUUGAUGUCUCUAACAAGGACGAUGUCGCGGUUGGUAGGAUCAGGCGAGACGUGUCUCAAGAUGGCAAUUACGGGUUGGACAUAUUCGUAUGUGGAGAUCAAAUACGCAAAGGAGCUGCUCUCAAUGCUGUUCAGAUCGCUGAGAUGCUCCUUUGAUUUCGAUUCCCUCACUUGGCAUGACAUCUCUGUAUCAGAUUUGAGCGAAGACUUUUGUCUCUUUUUUUUUUGUUUCCCUUUGACGAAUUUUUGUUACUUUUUUAUACACGAAUUUGUCUCUCAAAAUUAAUCCAUCCCUACGCUU